AUGAAUAAAAAAGACUCAUUGUUGGAGGAUGAGAACUUGAGAAUUUCCGGAGGUUCUCAGAAGCUGAAGGAUUCUUCAAAAGAGACGGAAGAGAAACCUGUGUUUCGCAAGUAUCGCACGAAGCAUAUGAAGCAAUUUCCGGAAUUAUAUCGAAGCGAUGUUUCAAUUCAUCCCAGCUAUACCGGCUUAAAAAUCUUGCCUUAUCACGUGGUAUGCAGGCAACGCGUACAAAGGAUUAAACGACAGUCAUUUCGGCAGUUGAAUCGUGAGAUCGCGCAUUUCGCUAUGGUUCAGAUGUUUGCUCUCGAUGGUGUGAGGAUCGAUCGCGUCUUCAGCAUUGGCAUGUCGCCGAAGAUGUUAAUCGUGCCAGACCCUUUAACAGAGAAGGAGAGACGCCGACUAAACGAGCUUAUUGAAGAUCCUUAAGAAAUCCUUCGGACAAUUUUAAGAAUAUUAGCUUGUCUUCGUAAUGGAUCACCGAAAGGAUGCUUGCCAUCGGAAAGAACAUAAUAAAAAACGCAA
Molecule: messenger RNA, 522 nt
Organism: Cyphomyrmex costatus
Lineage: Eukaryota; Metazoa; Arthropoda; Insecta; Hymenoptera; Formicidae
Exons: 3
Coding region: 1-426 (141 amino acids)
Source: RefSeq, a predicted model, not a curated record